Messenger RNA from Penicillium crustosum, 972 nucleotides. Its product is annotated as Aldo/keto reductase subgroup. Lineage: Eukaryota; Fungi; Ascomycota; Eurotiomycetes; Eurotiales; Aspergillaceae. The transcript is spliced from 3 exons. Gene Ontology annotation, cellular component: cytosol. Bases 1 to 972 code for a protein of 323 amino acids. Gene Ontology annotation, molecular function: aldose reductase (NADPH) activity. The record is from RefSeq and is a predicted model, not a curated record.
AUGUUUUCUCGAAGUAUCAUGCUUAAUAGUGGAUAUGAGAUGCCUCUGACGGGGUAUGGUCUCUGGGAUGUGAGCAAAGCCGUUUGUGCUGAUCAAGUUUAUGCUGCUAUUAAAGAGGGUUACCGAUCAUUUGACGGCGCAUGUGAUUACGGGAACGAAGUCGAAGCCGGACAGGGAAUCGCGCGUGCCAUUCAUGAUGGAGUUGUUCGACGCAGCGAGCUCUUUAUCGUGUCCAAACUCUGGUGUACCUUUCACGAUCCCAAACAUGUCCAAAUGAUUGCACGCAAGCAGCUCUCUGAUUGGGGAUUGGAUUACUUUGACUUAUAUCUGGUUCACUUUCCAGUUUCGUUGAAAUAUGUUGAUCCAUCUGAACACUACCCUCCGGGAUGGACAGCUACCCCACUUACAAAUAGCAAGAAUGUUGAACUUGACCACGUCCCAAUGCACGAAACCUGGGGAGCCAUGGAAUCCCUAGUCAAAGCCAAGCUCACAAGAAGCAUCGGGAUCAGCAACUUCCACAUACAGCUGAUCAGUGACCUACUGUGCUACGCGUGUAUAAGGCCCGCCGUGUUGCAGAUUGAGCACCAUCCAUAUCUCACCCAGACACGUUUGGUGGACUACUCUCAAGGGCAAGGAAUAGUGGUAACAGCAUACUGUUCCUUUGGCCCCCAGAGCACCGUGGCAGCUAAAUUGGAAAAUGUCGACGAAAUUGAUUCACUACUGGAUCAUCACUUGAUCAAAACCAUUGCGCAAAAACAAGGCAGGGCAUCAUCCCAGGUUCUACUGCGCUGGGCAACUCAACGUGGAAUUGCCGUCAUUCCCAAAAGUAGACGUCCAGAGCAUAUGCGUCAGAAUUUGGAUAUGGAGUGGAACCUGAGUGAAGUUGAAAUUGAGGCUAUUAGUGCUUUGAACCGAGGGCUAAGGCUCAAUGACCCAAUCCUACAUGGAUACAAUGUCCCAAUAUUUGUAUGA